Limanda limanda (common dab) is the source of this 744-nucleotide messenger RNA. RefSeq names its product empty spiracles homeobox 2 (gene emx2). Gene Ontology annotation, biological process: neuron differentiation; central nervous system development; brain development. Gene Ontology annotation, molecular function: DNA binding; DNA-binding transcription factor activity, RNA polymerase II-specific. The record is from RefSeq and is a predicted model, not a curated record. The transcript has 3 exons. The coding region runs from base 1 to 744 and encodes 247 amino acids. Lineage: Eukaryota; Metazoa; Chordata; Actinopteri; Pleuronectiformes; Pleuronectidae.
AUGUUUCAACCUACACCCAAGAGGUGUUUCACUAUAGAGUCUUUAGUGGCGAAGGAUAAUCCUGUACCGGCGUCCCGCUCCGAGGAGCCCAUCAGGCCGGCGGCUCUCAGCUAUGCAAACUCCGGACAGAUGAACCCCUUUCUGAACGGCUUCCACUCCGGCGGCCGGGGCGUCUACUCGAACCAGGACUUGGUGUUCGCCGAGGCGGUCUCGCAUCAGCAGAACUCCGGCGUCCCGGUGCACCAGGUGGCCCCGCCGCACUCGCUGGCCGGUCAUCCGCUUUCCUCGUCACACAGUCCGCACCCUCUUUUCGCCAGCCAGCAAAGGGACCCUUCAACUUUCUACCCGUGGUUAUUACACAGAUAUAGGUACUUGGGUCACAGGUUUCAAGGUAAUGAAACGAGUCCAGAGAGCUUCCUUUUGCACAACGCGUUGGCCAGAAAGCCCAAAAGAAUCCGGACAGCGUUUUCACCCUCGCAACUCCUGCGGCUCGAACACGCGUUUGAGAAAAACCAUUACGUGGUGGGAGCAGAAAGAAAACAGCUCGCCCACAGCCUUAGCCUCACAGAAACUCAGGUAAAAGUGUGGUUUCAGAACCGGAGGACGAAGUUCAAGCGACAGAAGUUGGAGGAGGAAGGCUCGGAGUCUCAGCAGAAGAAGAAAGGUUCGCAUCACAUAAACCGGUGGAGAAUGGCGACGAAACAGGGGAGCCCAGAGGAAAUUGAUGUCACUUCGGACGAUUAA